AUGUUUUUGUUGUGUCAAUGUGAAAUCUUUGGGUUUACUUACUGGAAAGUAGAUCCAUUCAUCAAGUAUUUAUUUGGAUCCUCACAUGAGAUUGAGUUUGAAUUUGUUAUAACAUCACUGACUUUAUGUUAUGGCAUUGGGGAUGCAUAUGGAUUGUUAAUUUUUAUAUUGCAAUGGUUUUUAAUUUUUAUAGUGCCUGAUAGGGCGUUAUGUUCUGUAUUGUUAAGGAGGCAGUUUCUUUUUACUUCGGAUCUUGCUGAAGAGCUUAAGCAGUUCAUCUCUAAGAAAAACCAUGAGCUAGUGUAUUUGUACAAUUCAAAUCUCGUGGAUGAAAUAUGGAAAGAAUCUAGGCCUGAGACUCCAAAUAAGCCGGUUAGAGUGCAUGACCUAAAGUAUGCUGGUUUAGAUGUUGCGUCAAAAUUGUCAUCUCGGAGGUCAGAACUUGUUAAGGCUGGUUCGUCUGCAAUUAUCGUCUCCGCGCUUGAUGAAAUUGCAUGGUUGUUGAACUUGAGAGGGAGUGAUAUCCCACAUUCACCCGUUGUAUAUGCAUAUUUGAUUGUGGAGAUUGAUGGAGCUACAUUAUUUAUCGACAAUUCAAAAAUUACUGAAGAGGUGGAUGACCACUUGAAGAAAGCAAACAUAGAGAUCAAGCCAUACAAUUCGAUUAUAUCUGAGACUGAAAAUUUGGCAGCACGUGGUGCCGCCCUUUGGUUGGAUACUUCCUCUGUUAAUGCUGCUAUUGUAAAUGCCUAUAAAGCUGCCUGCGACAAAUAUUAUCAGAACUACGAGAAUAAACACAAAACUGGGAAUAAAGUUUUUGAUGGAUCGAAUGAGAAAUCAGAUGUAGGUGUACCCAUUGCUGUCCAUAAAUUAUCCCCUGUUUCUCUAGCAAAGGCCAUAAAAAAUGAAACGGAGCUGAAAGGAAUGCAAGAUUGUCAUUUAUGGGAUGCUGCUGCCCUUGCUCAGUUCUGGGAUUGGCUAGAAACAAAAAUUACUAACAACAGGGUAUUAACCGAAGUAGAAGUUUCAGACAAACUUCUUGAGUUUCGCUCAAAACAAGAUGGUUUCUUUGACACCAUAAGUGGUUCUGGUCCAAAUGGUGCGGUCAUACACUACAAACCAGAACCAGAGAGUUGUAGUAUUGUGUAUCCAAAUAAAUUAUUCUUAUUGGAUAGUGGUGCUCAGUAUGUUGCUGGCACUACUGACAUUACACGGACAGUUCAUUUUGGCAAACCAACGGCAAGAGAGAAAGAAUGUUUCACGCGAGUUUUGCAGGGUCAUAUAGCUCUUGACCAGGCAGUUUUCCCAGAAGAUACCCCUGGUUUUGUGCUGGAUGCAUUUGCUCGUUCCUUUCUUUGGAAAGUUGGACUUGACUACAGACAUGGAACUGGGCAUGGUGUAGGAGCUGCAUUGAAUGUUCAUGAAGGUCCUCAAAGCAUCAGUUACCGGUAUGGAAAUUUUACCCCUCUAGUGAAUGGCAUGAUUGUUAGCAAUGAGCCUGGUUAUUAUGAAGACCAUGCCUUCGGCAUUCGGAUUGAGAAUCUACUGUAUGUGAGAAAUGUUGAGACACCAAACCGUUUUGGAGGAAUCCAAUAUCUAGGAUUUGAAAAACUUACAUACGUACCCAUUCAGAUUAAAUUGGUAGACGUAUCUCUGCUAUCGGCUACAGAGAUCGAUUGGCUUAACAACUACCACUCAGUAGUCUGGGAAAAGGUUUCACCCUUGUUGGAUGGUUCUGCUCGUGAAUGGCUUUGGAACAACACUCGGCCUAUCAUCAGUGAAUCAGUUUAAUGAUUUUCAUGCUAUUGUGCUCAGGAGACUGUACUUGUGCUGCCCUUACAUUGGUUUCAAUUAUACGAUGAUGGCUAUUCUAUGAAUAGUUAUUUCUACCGACUAGCAUUUUCCGAAAAUAGAGAUCUUUGCUUAAGAUAUAGAAAAAAAGUUAGAGGCAGGAAUUUUCAGAAAGCCUUCUAGACUAAUGAUCGAAACCAAUGUCUGUGUGGUGUCGGGUGUCCACAUCUGUGUCCAUGCUAUUGCUUCAUAGCUUGAAACCAAUGUCUUGGUUAAAAAGUAGUUUUACAUUGUUUAUUCAAAUUGAACUUUCAUGUUACCCAAUAGAUAUUACAGAAAUUUGAAUAGAUAUUACCGACUCUAAUUUGCACGCUGUGAAUAAAAUAGUGAAUAGAUAUUACAGAAAUUUGAUCCAUAGGAUUUGAGAUUGGCAGGACAAAUGAGCAUUUAGCCAUUUGCAUCACUGAAGUAUGUUUGCUUUUAUGAUAUUCAGUAUAAUAUUAAAUGCUGUAGUGUUGUUAUAA
Molecule: messenger RNA, 2315 nt
Organism: Trifolium pratense (red clover)
Lineage: Eukaryota; Viridiplantae; Streptophyta; Magnoliopsida; Fabales; Fabaceae
Product: aminopeptidase P2-like
Exons: 11
Coding region: 1-1791 (596 amino acids)
Molecular function (GO): metalloaminopeptidase activity
Source: RefSeq, a predicted model, not a curated record